This is a messenger RNA of Zootoca vivipara (common lizard), 7244 nucleotides long. The record is from RefSeq and is a predicted model, not a curated record. Lineage: Eukaryota; Metazoa; Chordata; Lepidosauria; Squamata; Lacertidae.
GCUACAUGCAGACUAAUUAUAAGUAAGCCAUGGCCUUCUGAGCAUGGACAUGACUUUAAUAUAAUUACAUAGUUUUAUAUUUUAAAGGUUUUCCUCUGAAAUCUAAGCCGUUUCCUGAUGUGUAAAGGCAGGAGUCUCUGGUGGCAUCGUGUUAGGAAACGAUGACAGGAACGGAAUCUGCAUUCUGUGGUUUUUGUACAUUACGGGAAUGUCCUAUCCGAACUCUGCUGUCAGUUCUCAAUUGCACAACCCAGGGUUUUGAGAGAGACCAAAUUUGCUAUGAGGACUGGUCAGACUUCCUGCCAGUGCGUGACCAAUUGGGGAAGGAAAGCCUUCUGCUGAUCACACUUUGUGGUGUCCCAUAAGGAACUGACAUAAGAAAAGACUAUUUCCAGGCCACUUUCAGGGUAUGAAUCAUGCCCCUUGUUCAAUCACCACUUUCCUUGACAUUUGCAUGAAAAUGUGAUUAAGAUGUUGAGAGAAUGUGGGGAUGCAUUUAUCCUUUUCUAUUUAUUCUAUCCUGAGCUCUUUUGGGUACACAUAAUCUCUUCUGUACUGUUGCUAUCUUAGAGUGGUAAACUUGCCUAUAGAAGGAUGGUCUUGUGGUGAGUGCGUAUGGAGACCUUUAAGCCACCUGGGCAUGUUGGCUGCUUGUCCUAGACACACCUUUCCUGUGGAAGUACUCUUUGCCUAACUUGCACGAGUUAUUGGUAACACUCAAAAUGCAAGGAAAUGGACUCUUCAAAGAUUCUUGUAGCCCUCACUCUGAUUGCAUGAGUUCUAGCUGGUCAAUUGGCCAUCCUGUUUGGUGUUGAUGGGAGUUGUAGUCCAACAACAUCUGGAGGAACACAGGUUCCCCAAUCCUGGUAUAAAAAAAUGGAUGUGUAUGAACAGGAGCAGCGACAAGACAUGGUAGAAUGCAGCUCAGCUGUGGAUCCUUGCCUCUCUUUUAUCUUGAUGCCUUUUGAACGUAUAGGAAGUGCAGAGUUGUGGAUUUUCAUUUACCCUCUUGUUGUUGCAAAGCUUUUCUGUUGGGUUAUGUGAGGAGUCAAAACGAAGGCAACUGUUUCCCUUUUUCUGGCAUCUCUAAAUGCUACAUGAUCACGAGCAGAGGAGUAUUGGGAAGCAGACUAGACACCAACUGGAAAAAUUGGAGUAAACUAAAAACUGUGUUUGAUUUAUGUUUAGCCCUAUGUGUGGCUAACUCUGGCUUACUUCUUUUUAUAUCUACAGGAGAUGAAUUAAAAUGCAGCACACGACGUGCACAGAGGACAGGAUCCACCAUGCACUGGAGAGGUGCCUUCAUGGCCUCAGCAGAAGCACUUUCUCUGCUAGCACUUGGACUGCUGGGCUUUGUCUGAAUUGUUGGAGUCUCCAGGAGUUGGUCAGCCGUGAUGCAGGGAACUACCUCAUCCUUCUGGAGAAAAUCUUGCAGAAGACCCAAGAGGUCCAAGAGAAAUGCAACUAUGAUCUCUUUGCUCCGCUGGCUCUGCUCUUCAGCUCAGCUGUCAUGUGUACACCACACUUUCCUUCAGAGUCAGAUUUCCUUCUGAGAGCCAUGAGGACGUACCGUGACUUCCUCACCUGGCCUGUGCCAUACUGCAAUAUCUGCCAGGAGCUCCUGACCUUCAUCAGCAAUGAACUCAAAGCCCCAGGGAUUUCAUUUCAAAGGCUGGUUAGGGCAGAGCAGGGUCUGUCUGCAAAGAGCUGGGAGAGUUCCAUUGUAACAGUCCUGUUGCUGAACCCUUCAGAAGUUGAUGGGGAAUUUCUCUCAGUCGCUGAAAAGUUGAGCACGGCAGAGCACUCCCAACACACGGUACUGGUGACACUCCUGGAGCACAUCUACCAAGCUAACUUUGGGACCAAAUGUGACAUGACAAGACUACGUCAAAUUCUCAAGCUAAAACCUUUAGAAGAGCUCAUGGAGAUAUUUGCCAGCACCACAGAAGCUCAGGAGCUGGCAGCUGCCACCAGCAAUGACCUUUCCAUGGCUAAGGAGCAGCUAGAAUCUGCUUUGCUGGAGAUUGCAAAGGCAGCUGGGCUGCCUGAAAUUACAGGGGAAGUCCAGCCUUGUAAGCUCCACCUGAUCCCCAUCCCUGUUGCCCGGUGUUACACCUACAGAUGGGAUAAGGAUAACUUUGACAUCUUGAAUGAGGUACUGGACAAAGAGGGGCACUUCCCAAAGCCUGUGGUUUUGGAAGAUGAGGAGGAGGAGGAGGAGGAGGAGGAAGCUGACGGCUACUGUCCAGAAAGAACUUCUCUGUUGACUUCCCUGGCUGCUGUCUCCAAGGAAUCUGUGUAUUCCGUAUUGUCGGAGGGCAAUCCUCAUGACUCGCAGGCACCGGUCCUCUCCACCCUUUCCAAAGACUCUGAGCUCUCGUUGGCCUCUAAAAAGUCCUUGAAGACUUUUGUCUCCAGCCUGAAGGACUGCACGGACAGCGGUUAUGUGGAGGACAGUGACGAGAGCUCCCUUGAGCCAAUGGGCCGCCUGGAUCCAAAGGAGGAGAAGGCAUCUCCCAGGCACCGGUAUCGCCUGAGCAACAAGAUAAUCAAGCUGUUCAAGAGCAAGAGCCAGCUCAUCCUGGGCAGGGAAUUGCGGGACGUUUCUGAGGUGGCGUCGCUCUCACUGCCGCUGCGCAGAGCCGAGAGCCUCUACAACCCCGUGGUCAAAGAGCGCAUCCCCACACGCUCACGGCGUGCACUCUCUCUGCCGCAGCAUGCACUGAGCGCCACGCUUUUCCAGACCCGUGUGCCGCAGAAUGCCUGUGUCCAGCGCAGGCCCUUCCUGAGCUGUGAUGAGGACACCAAGGUCUCGACGCUGCGGGUGGUCGUGUUUGGCUCCGACCGCAUCUCUGGGAAAGUGGCCCGGGCUUACAGCAAUCUUAAAUCUCAGGAAAGCAGCUGCCCCUGGCUAACUCGGUACUUCAGACUGCAGUUUUACUAUGUCCCUGUGAAGAGGAGUGGCCCUACCUCAUCUGCACUGACCUACCCUCCUCCUCCUCCAGGAGAUCCACAUUCCCGUGCCUGUGGAUCAAUGGAUCCUAGUUUGGCAGGGGUGGAGAGCAGCACAAACGAUAUCUCAGUCUACAUUGGUAUGCUGGAUCCAUGGUACGAGCGCAAUGUUCUUGGGCUAAUGAACCUUCCCACAAAUGUUCUAUGCCAGCAAUCUGCCAAACCUGAGGGUGAGCCCCUAGAAGAUACAGCAGAGCAGCUCCCCAUCCUUGCUGACAUGAUCCUUUAUUACUGUCGUUUUGCUACCCGCCCAGUGUUGCUGCAGGUCUAUCAGGUAGAGCUCACCUUCAUUGGAGGACAGACGAGGACAGAGAUCUUCAUCCACUCCCUAGAGCUGGGCCACUCAGCAGCCACACGGGCCAUUAAAGCCUCAGGUCCAGGUUGCAAGCGACUGGGCAUAGAUGGAGACAGAGAAGCAAUCCCACUAACACUACAGAUCGCCUACAGCAAGAGAGCAAUCAGUGGACGGAGCCGCUGGAAUGACAUUGAGAAAGUCUGCACGACCAUCAAUCUCAGCAAGACCUGUAAGAAACAAGAAGAGCUUGAUUCAAAAACCGAAUGCUUAACUCUCACUGCAACAGAGGUAAUCAAGAGGCAGAGUUCCAAGUCCAAGAAGAGUUUCAAUCAGCAAAUCAGUGUGUCUCAGAUGAAAGUGGACAAGGUCCAGAUUAUUGGGGUGAACUGUUCCUUUGCUGUGUGCCUGGACCAGGAUGAGAAGAAGAUUCUGCAGAGUGUCACCAGGUGUGAAGUCUCUGCAUGCUACAAGCCCAAGAUCAGUGAGCCCUGCAUUGAGGAGAACCCCUGUUCACUUCUCCCUACCCAGAAUUCCUCUGACUUCUGCUCUCUUCUCUGCUUACCCAUUGCCACCUUCAGUGGGGCACUGCCCUAAGGAGUCGGAAAGGAUGGAGUGAGUGAACUGCUUCCAACUCCCAGUGCUGAUCAAAGGUGCUACCAGGCAUCCAAUGGAGAUGGACCUCCACUGAAAGAGGAAAACCCAUGGCAUGUGUUUUUCUGCCCAUGCUGGAUAGCUUGGCUUCAGCAGAAGCAGGGCAUGGUAGCCCUCCCAGAACAAGCACUUGACACCCCUGGGAUAUGAAAGGGUUUGGUGUUUUUUAGGGGAAAGAAUAUCUACCAUCUGUAGUUUCCCCAAGAGUGCUGAAGAGAGAGAGAGAGAUUGCGGAUGACAUGAAUGUGAUGGGGGUACAUCUGAAAUGCAGAGAAGUGGGAGAGUUUGACUGGCCAGUUUCUGCUAAACCACUGAAAAACUUCAUUGUGAGUGAGAGAAUUGCAGCUGUCUGCUCCCCCUUUUUAACAGGGCAUUGUGGAUGUGACUGGUACUUACUGCCCUACAAACGAGUCCAUAACAACAGAGGUGGGGUAUUUUUUUUCAGCUGGAGCUGAAUGCAGCUUUUGUGCUUAUGCUUUGCUGCCAUUCACAAAUUGCAGGGAUCGCAGUAUGUUGCACCUUGGGUUUUUCUUUGAUAAAAUUGCCUGAUGCUCAGUCUGUUAAGAGUCACCAGGAACUGGAAUUUGAUGGCCAGCAGGGGGUGGGCAGUGGCAGGAAGCGAGCAAAAUGAAUGAACAUGCACUGAAUGGAACUGAAGGGCAGAUUGGAGCAGGGUGUGCUCUCAAAUGGGACAGAACAGUUUGAUGACAAACGUUAGAUGAACCAGAGUGAUUCUCUGUAAAAAUAAGACCAGAGAAGAGAACACUAAUAGCCAUCUAUGGUUGUCAGUAGAUGCCCUGCUUCUCUGCAGGAGAGCCUUUGAAGCAAACCUGUUCUGUUUGCCUAACCUCCAACAGAAUUGGAUGGCUCUGAGGUGUUCUUGGCCACCAAUGCUUUUAUUCCAGGCACAGGAAGUCUACGUUCCUCCAGGUGGUGCUGGACUCUACCUGCCACCAUCUUCAGCUGGGUAUGGCCAAUAGUCAUGGAUGAUGGGAGUUGGGAGUACAACAACUUGCAGAUGGGUACUGUUUCCCCAUUCCUGGUAUGGAGGAAUGCAGGGCGUUACAUGCUUUUGUGUUGCUCCAGAUUUGAGACACCCGAGGUGGAAUCGUUUCAGGAGGCACUAUUGCUGAAUUUGUGAAUGGGUAGUUGCUGUAGCAAAGAGGCAAAGAAGCCUCAUAACAGAACUGGAAGAGAACUAUCAUGGUUUCUCUUGUUCUGUAGCAGGCAUGGUUUUCUAGAUGAUUAUGAUGAUGAGCUCCCACCAUCCCUCGUCAUUGGCCAUGUUGGCUGGGGCUUGAUGGGUGCUGGAGUCCAACUAUAUAUGGAGGACCUCAAGCUCUCCAUCCUUGGUAUAGAGCGGGACUCCUUUCCCCCCUGAAGUUGGAAACAAAAUGUUAACCUGAGAAAUGUAGGUAGCACUGAGGUCCAUUUUAAUCACCUUCUUACUUGAAUUAAGCUAUUUUUACAUGGAAGUUAUAAUAAUAAUAAUACAUGCUGUUUACUUGCUUGCUUUUGAGAGAAGAGUGCAAAUGGGUGAAACUAGUUGUUGAUAGUGGGAGGUGGUGACUAAAGGGGCAUUUUGAACUCCCAGUUGCAGGGAGUGUCAGUGUGUGUGAUAGUGUCAGCGGAAAGUGGAAAGGAAAAAUCCAGGUGAACAGGGUCCUCCUACUUUCUCAUUCCACUUCUUAUUCUUAUUGAACACACACAUACACAGUACACAUUUUGCAUGGGUAAUAGUUGCAUAAUCUUUUCUCAGGGAGAAGGAAAACCUGGGGUUAGGUGCAAUGCAGAUUUCUCUAAGUAUCAGUUAAAUUAUCAAGAAAUUGCUGGCUAAAGAAUUGAGGACAAGGAUGUCAAGUCUCAAAUUCUUCCCUAGAAAGUUUCCAGGAAGGUGCACACACAGUAGCCAUGGGGUGCCACAAAGUGGUACUUUUAACAGCUUUUGUAUGUCCUGUUUGUUUGUUUUUAAGCACUGAUUUUGUUCCUUAAAAUAUGCUGUUUCCCUUGGUUUCAAGUUGCAAUCUUAACACCUUACCCUCUCAAGACCACUGCCACAUACCUGCCUGUAAAAGCAAUUUGUGGCAAUAAAGGCAGGGUGAUGCACUGUGGUUUUCAGUACAGUAGCUGUUUGUAAGAAGCGGAAGGAAGGAAGGAAGGAAGGAAGGAAGGAAGGAAGGAAGGAAGGAAGGAAGGAAGGAAGGAAGGAAGGAAGGAAGGAAGUGCAUUAUAAAUGCAAACUUUUCUACUGAAAUUGAGUACCUUUUGUCUGUUGGAGCAUUUCCUUAAUAGUUGCUUCCUUUUGUACAUAAACCCACUGUGUAAAUUUUAUAUUGUGACCUAAUUUUAUAAAAUAUUGUCAAGAGAUAUUUUAUUGUAAACUUAUUUGAAAUAAAGCCACAUUUUCAUAAAUCAAGACUCUACGUGUUUUAAAAACAGCUGGGUUGUUUUAAAUAUGUUUUCUCAUUUGCUUCAUUCUAAUAUUCAGGCUGCUUUUUAGCCAAGGGAAAGCUGUUGCAUAGUUGAACCGCUGGAUGGCACCAAAGAAUCCUACACAAUUAGCAUCAAUAAAGCCUUGCCCAUAAGCAAAAAAGUGAUUAUUUGAUCCUCCUGCACCUACUCUAUGUGUCCUCUACGAAGUUCAAUACAAAACCAAGGAGGCAGACUAGAUGGGUGACGCAGGUUCAAAUUCCCACUCAGACAUGAAUUUCACCGGCUAACCUACCUCACAGGGUUGUUGUGUGAAUGAAAUAGAAGGGGGACAUCAUAUAGCAGGAGGGAUGGGGUAUGUCAGGUCUGCCGCUAAUUGUUUAAUGACUCCAGCUUCUGUUAUUUCUGACAUUGGCCACAGUGGCUGGGGCUGAAGAGAGGCAGAGUCAAACAACAUUCCUGCUAUACAAACUGCCUUGAUCUCCCUGAAAGAAAGCUGGGGGAAUAGAUGCAAUAAAUAAAUAAAUAUUUAUCAGAACAGUACAAUGCACAUUUCAAAGCAGAAAAGGAUGUAUGAUUGAUAACAUAUUACCCGCAAAGAACAGACCGUGUUUCUUUGUACAAAACUAUGAAUUUUGAUCACAACUGCAAAAUUGUACUAUGUAUAUUUGCUUCAUUCAGUACUUAUAAGAGAGAACUCAUGAAUUAAAGUGCUUUCGUCAGGUAAGUUUUAAGACUUAAUGAAACUAAUGGACUGAAUUUAGCCAUGUUCAUUCUUUUUAGUGAAUCUAUUCUGAGCAAAACCUCAUUGAAUAUCACCCAUCCCAUAAUGCCACAGAGUCUCCAAUAAUUGGAC